Messenger RNA from Ustilago hordei, 516 nucleotides. RefSeq lists its product as uncharacterized. Lineage: Eukaryota; Fungi; Basidiomycota; Ustilaginomycetes; Ustilaginales; Ustilaginaceae. The record is from RefSeq and is a predicted model, not a curated record. The coding region runs from base 1 to 516 and encodes 171 amino acids. The transcript has a single exon.
AUGACCUGUGUCGACUCCUUCGACACAUCCUUUGCUGGUGCUGGUGAUGAUGACAUUUUUACCACACCUUUGCCUUCACCUUUGCAGGCUCAACCACCUUCCUCCACUGCUGGUGGCUUGGAUGUCUUUGAUUCCACCUCUUUUCAAUCUUCAGCCCAGCUCUCUCCAAGCACCAAGCACAAGCAAGGUGCCCUUGAUCACAAGUGCAACACACUUGCUGAAGCUUUCUAUCAUUCUUCCAUUGAUACCCUUCAGAUCCACCUGCAGCUUGAACAGGAAUGCACCAGACAUGAGAAAAUACUGGAGGCUGAGCAUACCAAGCACAAGGAGAUGUGCCUGCAUCAUGAGAGGGAGGAGAAAGAGCACAAUGAACAUGUUCGCACAUGUGAUCAUGAAAUGGUGAUGGAGAUGGUGCACCUCCUUGCUUCUCAGGCCAGCAUUGAACAGGAUGCUCAUCAGAACACCAGCAACAACAACAACAACACAGACUCUUCAUUCAAUCUUCCUGUCUUGUAG